GUGAUUCCUCUCCGCCAGACCGCCGCAGCCGCCAUUAUGGACACGAGUCGUGUGCAGCCCAUCAAGCUGGCUAGGGUCACCAAAGUGCUGGGCAGGACCGGCUCUCAGGGACAGUGCACACAGGUACGAGUAGAAUUUAUGGACGACACCAGCCGCUCCAUCAUCCGAAACGUGAAAGGCCCCGUGCGGGAGGGCGACGUACUCACGCUGUUGGAGUCGGAACGAGAAGCUCGGAGGUUGCGCUGAACUUCGGUGCUGGGUCCUGGAUAUACACAUCUAUUUGGCCCUCGGGAUGACCUGCAACUGUUAAAUAAAGUGUUUCUUUAUAUGCCAA
This is a messenger RNA of Dipodomys ordii (Ord's kangaroo rat), 334 nucleotides long. It is a transcript of the gene Rps28, whose product is annotated as ribosomal protein S28. The record is from RefSeq and is a predicted model, not a curated record. NCBI's taxonomy places the organism in Eukaryota, Metazoa, Chordata, Mammalia, Rodentia, Heteromyidae. Gene Ontology annotation, molecular function: structural constituent of ribosome. Gene Ontology annotation, cellular component: ribosome; cytosolic small ribosomal subunit. Bases 37 to 246 code for a protein of 69 amino acids. Gene Ontology annotation, biological process: ribosomal small subunit assembly; translation; maturation of SSU-rRNA. The transcript is spliced from 4 exons.